UCUCGCCCUUCUCAUCAGACGGGAAGCCUGGAUUGUGGGCUGGGGGCAGCCGCAGCCUCUCCCCAGUACCCACUGCACACGGCUCCUAGGCACCUGCUCCGGACCCUGGAGACCCUUAAAAGCUGCCAGCAAGCCUGAGAAGACUGCAUUCUGGCACACGAGCAGAGCCAGAUUUCACACUGAGCAGCUGCAGUCGGAGGAAUCAGAGAAAGCGCCACCCAGCCCCAGAUUCCAAGGGCCUGCUGGGGCCUCUCCUCUUCCUCCUCCCCGGCAAGGAAGACCCUGAGGCCGCUGUGUCAGGCCAGCUCCUGGGCUGCCAUGGGCCUGGCUGCAGCCACGCCCCGGCUGCCCUCCCCACUGCGAGGCAGAUAGGGUGGCUGCCGGCCCAGGAGCGCUUGCCCGCUGCCUGGCUGCACCCUUGGGCCAGCGCCUGCUGACUUGGUGGCCACCGUCACUCACCUGAGGCCAUGUAGGCCCUGCCCGGGCCUCUGUGGACACAGCGCCGCUGACAGCGCCUCUGCUCUCAGGGGAGCCAGCACACCACCAUGCCCCGGGGAAUCGCCUGGCUGCGCUAUCUUGGGAUCCUCCUGGGCGUGGUCUUGGGGAACAAGGGCUUGGAGGUGUGGCCCUUGACUGACAGCAAGGACUGCACCGUCACCGGCUUCCUGCGGGACAAGCUGCAGUACAGGAACCGGCUUCAGUACAUGAAACACUACUUCCCCAUCAACUACAGGAUCGGCGUGCCUUACGAGGGGGUGCUGAGAAUCGCCAACAUCACCAGGCUGCAGAGGGCCCGGGUAAGCGAGCGGGAGCUGCGGUAUCUGUGGGUCCUGGUGAGUCUCAGCGCUGCUGAGUCGGUGCAGGAAGUGUUGCUCGAGGGCCACCCAUCCUGGAAGUACCUGCAGGAGGUGCAGACGCUGCUGCUGAACGUCCAGCAGGACCUCCUGGAUGUGGAGGUCAGCCCCAAGGUGGAGGCAGUGCUGUCGCUCCUAAACGCCCCUGGGCUGAGCCUCAAGCUGGUGCGGCCCAAAGCCCUACUGGACAACUGCUUCCGGGUCAUGGAGCUGCUCUACUGCUCUUGCUGUAAGCGGAGCUCCGUCCUUAACUGGCAGGACUGCGAGGUGCCGAGCCCGCAGCCCCACGGCUGACCGCCACCUGCGCGCCCCGUGCUCCCGGCUCCAGCGCUGAACUCCAGGC
Messenger RNA from Lepus europaeus (European hare), 1197 nucleotides. It is a transcript of the gene IL34, whose product is annotated as interleukin 34. Gene Ontology annotation, molecular function: macrophage colony-stimulating factor receptor binding; cytokine activity. Gene Ontology annotation, biological process: positive regulation of cell population proliferation; positive regulation of protein phosphorylation; positive regulation of monocyte differentiation. Bases 546 to 1148 code for a protein of 200 amino acids. The transcript is spliced from 7 exons. The record is from RefSeq and is a predicted model, not a curated record. Lineage: Eukaryota; Metazoa; Chordata; Mammalia; Lagomorpha; Leporidae.